UGUGGGGGCUGAGCUGCUCUGCCACUGGAGUAGGGCCAUGUCACAAAUGGAAUCCUUUUAUGAUAAAUGAUGUUGCCAUAGCAAUGACAUUCCCCUCUCUCCUCCAGUGAGAUGGGGGCGGGGGAUACUUCAGAAAGAAAACUACCAUUCACAGCUCUCCCCACCAAGGAGUUGCUCUGAUAACCAGCCAAAUUCUCAGAAUGGAUCCUGUAGACUUUUUUGUUCCCAACACCUUUCAGACCAGAGAGGAAAAGGGGCGGGGAUGAGGAGGAAGGCAUUUUCAGCCCGAGAGUGUUGCAGUGUGUGUGUUUGUGUGAGUCAAAAGUGUGAGUCUGCAGCUCGGCUACAUUUUAUGGGAAAGUCAGUUUCCCACCAUUGUGUCCUCAGCGGUUGCCAGACACUGACAGGGCUUGUAGGCUGUGUGUGUGUGUGUGUGUGUCUGGUGUAGUUCUCUGUGUGUGGAGAACAGACGCUGCUGGUUUCAGAGAGCAGCACAGGAAGAGGCAGAGUUCAGAUCGUGUUGGAGCCUCUAAGGUGAAGGCAGGCAGCUCUUCCAAACCUGCGAGUGUCCGGCUGCCUUUCUGGACUGGUUUAAUUUUUUCCAUCUUGUGGUUGUGGAGUGUUGACGUCCUGCUUUUGAUUUUGAGCGUGGCAGUUCCCAGCGUGGCCUAGCCAGUAGUGCUAGUGGCAGUGGUGAGCUACAGGGCUGCAUGCCAUGGGCUGUGUCUUCUCCCUGCCAGAGGACAGGAGAGAUGCUGCUGAGAGAGCACCCACCACAAGAGAGACAAGUUUCAUCGAGAAAAUGAAGAAAACAGGCAAGAACAUCAUUGUGUUCUACGGCUCCCAGACGGGCACGGGAGAGGAAUUUGCUAACAGACUGUCCAAAGACGCUCAGCGCUACGGCAUGAAAGCAAUGGUUGCUGAUCCAGAGGAGUAUGACAUGGGGGAACUGUCCCGUCUGUCUGAUAUUAAAAACUCCCUCGCCAUAUUUUGCAUGGCCACCUAUGGUGAAGGAGACCCAACAGAUAAUGCCCAGGACUUCUAUGACUGGCUGCAGGAAAAUGAUGAUGAAGACCUCUCCGGACUAAACUACACUGUAUUUGCUUUGGGCAACAAGACGUAUGAACACUACAAUGCAAUGGGAAAAUAUGUUGAUAAAAGGCUGGAAGAACUUGGGGCCAAGCGCAUCUUUGACCUUGGUUUAGGAGACGAUGAUGGCAAUCUGGAAGAUGACUUUGUUUCAUGGAGAGAGCAGUUCUGGCCGGCCGUCUGUGAGCACUUUGGAGUGGAAGCUUUAGGAGAUGAAUCAAGCAUACGGCAGUACGAGCUGAAGGAGCACCCUGACCUCAACAUGAACAAAGUGUUCACAGGAGAGAUUGGCCGUCUGAAGAGUUUUGAGGUCCAAAAGCCGCCCUUUGAUUCGAAAAACCCUUUCCUGGCCCCCGUCACUGUCAACCGCAGACUCAACAAAGCUGGUGAUAGACAUCUUAUGCACCUGGAACUAGACAUAACAGGCUCCAAGAUCAGAUAUGAGUCAGGAGACCACGUUGCUGUUUUCCCCACAAAUGACUCUGCGUUAGUGAACAAGCUGGGACAAAUCCUUGGAGUGGACCUUGAUGUGGUUAUCUCUCUCAACAACCUUGACGAGGAGUCCAACAAGAAGCACCCUUUCCCCUGCCCCACCACCUACCGCACGGCCCUCACUCACUACCUGGACAUCACGCACCCUCCUCGCACCAACGUCCUCUAUGAGCUGGCACAAUACGCCUCUGACCCCAAAGACCAGGAGAAUAUGCGCAAGAUGGCCUCUUCCUCACCUGAGGGCAAGGCACUCUACCAGAACUGGGUGUUGGAUGCCAGUAGAAACAUCCUCGCCAUGCUGGAGGAUAUGCCUUCUUUGAGGCCUCCCAUUGACCACCUGUGUGAGCUGCUUCCUCGUCUCCAGGCUCGCUAUUAUUCCAUCGCCUCCUCCUCUAAGGUUCACCCCAACAGCAUCCACAUCUGUGCUGUAGUGGUGGAGUACAACACUAAGACCGGGCGCAUCAACAAGGGAGUUGCCACCAACUGGCUGAAGAACAAACUGGUCACUGACAACGGCCACAAGUCCACUGUUCCCAUGUACAUCCGCAAGUCUCAGUUCCGCCUGCCCUUCAAAGCCACCAACCCAGUAAUCAUGAUCGGCCCUGGGACAGGAAUCGCCCCCUUCAUGGGCUUCAUCCAAGAGAGGGGCUGGCUCAAACAGCAAGGAAAGGAAGUUGGAGAGACGGUGAUGUUUUUCGGCUGCAGAUAUAAGAAUGAGGAUUAUAUCUACCAGGAGGAGCUGGAGGAAGCGGAGAAGAAUGGAGUUCUAACACAGCUUCAUGUUGCCUUCUCCAGAGACCAGGAGCAAAAGGUGUACGUGCAGCAUCUCCUGAAGAAAAAGAAGGAGGACAUCUGGAAGCUGAUUCACUUAGACAAUGCUCACAUCUACGUCUGCGGGGAUGCAAGGAACAUGGCUAAAGAUGUACAGACGGCCUUCCACGAGAUGGCAGAAGAGCUGGGAGGCAUGACGCGCACCCAGGCCACAGAUUACAUCAAGAAACUGAUGACCAAGGGACGCUACUCACAAGAUGUCUGGAGUUAAAGAGCCUCAGACCCCGCCCCAGUGUCACUACUCAAAGUGGUGGUUUUAAAUUUUCUAUUUUUACUGUACUGUUUUAUCAGGACUGGAUAUAAAAACAUUAAACUCUUGUUCAUCACCCUGGUUCAUGAGAGCUACAGGUAGCAGAAGAUCAUGAGGCAAACCCUACCUCAGCAGGUUUCGCUAAUAAACCCAUUCAGCAGUUUCAAUCUGUAUUUCCUAUGUAUACUCCGUUAUGUAUCUGGACCACCAGCCUGUGUGUGCUGGGGUCCUCACUUGAGCCGUGGUUUCAGACCAAGAGUUACCCCGUCAUGUUUCCAGAGACGGUUAAGAGUCUUUAUAUAUAUAUAUAUAUAUAUAUAUGAGAGGAUUUGUGUAAUUGGAUGUUUUGACUGCAACUCUGGCUGCUCGAGGGAUUAGAUGUAGGAGUCUGCUGGCUUGAAAUUCUUGAGAGACUCAGCUUCAUUUCAGAUUUAAUUUUGAUUGACUCAUUAAUAUAAAAAAUAAUUUAAUCAGUUUGACUGCAGCUUUAUAAACUGAUUACAACUGAGUGGAAAAUCCAUCUGUUUUGUGGGACAGGGAUUCACUGCGCCCAACCUCUGGAUGUACAAUAUAAUUCCACUGUGAACAUUUAUAAAGCUCAUUCAGUUUGCCAUCUUGAAAUGUUUGUAACUUUCAUCUAAUAGAUUAACGGACUGUAGACGUGAACACCUCAGCCGAUAAUAUUUUAUCAUAUUUCCAAGUGAGUAAAUGGAGCGUUGUGUGUUCCUGUUACCGAACGAACACUUGGAGGAGCUUUAGACAUGAAAGGGUGCUGACUGUAGUUACUCUCAGAGCUGAUCUAAUGGUACUUUUGAAAGUACUUAAAAUACAUUAAAUGUUUUAGAAAACAUAACAUCACAGAAAUUCUGUGAGGACAAUGUUUGUAACAAACUGGCAUCAUGGGUACAAUUUUGUUUACCUUUGUAUUUUGACAAAGGAUUUUGCCUGUUAUGCAUAAGUUGUUGUUCAUAUUAAUCAGCAACAGUAACCAAAAAGUGAUGCAAAGGGGAAGAUCACUGAUUGAAAAAAAAACAUGAGAUUACAUGCAUUUUAUUUCCAUAAAAGCCUGUCUUUAAACAUGAUGAAAAUGAAUCUGUAGGUAUCCUGUAAUAUUUGUGAAAUGUUAAAACAUUUUAAAUGUUGUCCUUGAAACCAGAACUGGUCUCUCGAAUGACGGUUGUUUAUUUUAUAUGCUUCUAAGGAUUAUGAAAUGGGUUUGUAAUGUGGCAGUAAGACUCAGAGAUAUAACGACCAUCUCUGUUUGAUUGUUAUCUGUAUUUUUUUGCUUUGUUUUGUUUUGUCCAAUCACAUAUGCACCACUACAUGGGGAAGAUGACCAGACAUGAGAUGACCAAAACAUUUUGUGUCAAUGCUCAUCCCAAUACUUUUGUGUGAAUAUGGGAAGUUAGAGGAGGUCAGCUGACCAGUUAAAGUGCAGCCUGUGCCUUUUUAACACUGCCUUAUGUAUUAAGUUGGCAUUAAAACCCUGACGCUUCACUGUUUUUUUUCUUCCAUACAUACAUUUUGAUAGAAAGUCCCUUUACUGUCACUUUUUUGUCAUUCCACUUUAUGAUGUAAGUAUUUGAUUUUAUCAAAGCAUGCAUUUUUUAAUUAAUAAAAUUGGAAUCAUU
Messenger RNA from Siniperca chuatsi (mandarin fish), 4293 nucleotides. It is a transcript of the gene porb, whose product is annotated as P450 (cytochrome) oxidoreductase b. Gene Ontology annotation, molecular function: NADPH-hemoprotein reductase activity; flavin adenine dinucleotide binding; FMN binding. Bases 716 to 2623 code for a protein of 635 amino acids. Lineage: Eukaryota; Metazoa; Chordata; Actinopteri; Centrarchiformes; Sinipercidae. The record is from RefSeq and is a predicted model, not a curated record. The transcript is spliced from 15 exons. Gene Ontology annotation, cellular component: cytosol. Gene Ontology annotation, biological process: response to hormone.